AUGAAAGUAAUUGAGCAAGGUAAUAAUACUUGUAAUAAUACUUCUCAAAAUAGAGAUGUAACAGAAGAUGGAGUAAAUAAAUAUAUCUUAAACAAAUUAAUAUUAAUAUUUAAUAAUAACAUUAAGUGUAUUCCACCGAAUGAAGAAACGUAUGAUAUAGAAGUGGAUAAUAUUUCAAGGGAAAAAAAAUGUAAGGAAAAUGAGGAGCUAAUAAUCAGUACAAAUGAAAUAUCUGUAAAUGUUGAGAAAAAAAAUUUCGUAGUAGAAAAUAAUGGCUUAAAAAAAAGUACUGCGUGUUUAACAGAAAUGAGCAACAUUAAUAAUGAUAAUAUUAAUAAGGAUAAUAUUAAUAAGGAUAAUAUUAAUAGGGAUAAUAUUAAUAAGGAUAAUAUUAAUAGGGAUAAUAUUAAUAAGGAUAAUAUUAAUAGGGAUAAUAUUAAUAAGGAUAAUAUUAAUAAGGAUUAUAAUAAUGAUGAUAAUAAUAAUGAUAAUAUUAAUAAUAAUAUUAUUAAUAAUAAUAAUAAUAUUGGAAGUGAAAAUAAUAACUGUAUGAACACUCCAAACAAUAAUAAUAAUAAUAAUAAUAAUAAUAAUAAUAAUAGUAUUAAUAUAUUUGAAAAAGAUGAUAUUAAUCAGAUGCAUCAAAAAGAGAGUAAUUUUAUCGCACAAUUAAAAAGAGAAAACGGAUUGGAUAUAUUAAAUAAAGAAGGCUUAUUAGAGAGAACUCAUAGUAUUAGUAUUAAUGAUUUAUUCAAAUUAAAUUCAGAUAUAUGUUUUAAUAUUGACAGCACGUUAAAAAAGAAUAACCUAGGUGAAUUGUUAGCUAACGAAAAUGUACCUAGAAAAAAUGAGAGAUGGAAAAGAUAUAUAAAAAAUAUUGAACCAUUUUUAGAUGUACAUACUAUUAUUAAUUUAAGUCAAACAUGUAAAUUUUUUUAUAAAAGAAAAUUUAAAGUUGCAUAUAAUAGAUUAAUUUUUAAAAGUUAUUUAGGAUAUAAUCCUAAAGUAUUAUAUGAAUAUGUUUUUCCAGUCAUAUAUAGACAUUUACAUAGAUCAGUAAGAAGAAGAUUAUGUCUUGAUUUUACUUUAUGUACAUUAAUUAAAGAUAUAACUGUAGCUAAUAUUUUAAAUGAAAUAUAUAAUUUCGAAUCCUUAAAUACGAAACAUUUAUUUAUAUAUAAUUUACAAGAAAUUUAUUUUGAUUAUUGUCAUCAUUUGACAGAUAAAACAUUAGAAGUGUUAGCUCAAACAAGGCUACCUUCAUUAAAAACAUUAAGUAUUAAAUGUGUUAGAAAUAAAUAUUUAACAUGUGCACCUUUGACUGUUAUGUUAAAGAAAAGUAAUUGGCCUGUAUUUACAAAUUUCAUAUGCUCUUUUUCAAAUGCUUGGUUAGAACCUAUUUUUAUCAUAUCAAAUUUUAUAAUUAAUCGGGCAAAUAAUCAAAAUCAUAUAAUAUAUCACAAAUUAAAAAAUUUAAAAAAAACAUUAGAAAAUAUGAAAAAUUUCGAUAAUACUAGUAUAUGUACAAGUUAUGAUGAAACAAAUAAAAAAAUAAUUAAUGAUAACAAUAGAUUUUAUUUUAUGAGUUUACAAAGUUGUACAGCAAAUAAUAUAAGUAGAUCAAGUUUUGACGAAGAACACAUAGCACAUUAUAAUGAUCAUAAUAUUAAUAAUAAUAAUAUGAAUACUAAUGCUGUUCAUCUUGAUACUCAUAAUGAUAAUAAUAAUAAUAAUAAUAAUCAUAAUCAUAAUAAUAAUAAUAAUAAUCAUCAUCAUUUAAAUAAUAAUAAUAAUAAUAGGAAGAAAUUAAAGUCUAUAUUAAACAGUGAAACAGAAUGUAGUAUUAGUCAAUCAGAAACAAAUAAUAAUUUUAAUUUAUUUAAUAAUUUCUUUUUUAAUACCUUUAAACAUUUUGGUUACUCCACAAAAAUACAAAAUAACGUGGGUGCAAAAGAAGCAAAUCUCAAAAUCACAAAUAAAAAAGAGCAAGAAACAGAUCACUUACAUGGUUCUAAUGUUGAUGCAGAUAAAGAUAAAAUAUUUGAAAGGAGUACAGAUAAUGAUGAUCUGUUAAAAAAAAAAAAUGUUCAUGAUUCCAUUGAGAAAUUUGUAGAAUUAUCGAAUGUUCAAAAUAAGUGGGGUUAUCUUAAUAAUAAAAUAAAAAAUGAUCAUAAUAUAAAUGGAUACAAUAACGACAAUAAUAAUAAUAAUAUUAACAAUGUUAGCUUACAUGACAAAAAAGAUAUCUUAGAUCAUUUCUUAUCUAGUGAAUAUUACGCCCCAAGUAUAAAUAAUAAUAAUAAAAGGAAAGACACUAUGAUAAACAAUCAAGAAUUAAAAAAAAUUAAUUCAAAAUCGAAUAGUCAUAAUGAUCAAGAAAAGAACAAUAGUCAUUUAAUGGAACAGAGCAACCUAUUGGAUGCACAAAAUUGUAAUGAUUCAGAAAAGGGUUCAGAAUCACAAGAAAAUAAAUAUAAAAUUAAAAUGAACAAUAAUAGUCAUGAUGACGAUUCCAUCACGUAUGAUAGUGAUAUAUAUAAAGAUGUAUAUGAAUAUAUUCAGGAAGAUGAUAAUAAAUGUGCGAGAGAAGAAAAUGGAAAAGUUGAUGAAGAAAAAAAUCAAAGAAGGGAUAAAAAUAGGUAUAUAAAUGAUAAUAAUAAUAAUAAUAAUAACUAUUAUUAUUAUGUAGAUCAAAAUAAUGGAAAGAUGAAAAAGAAUAUUCAAUUGAACGAUGAAAAUAGCGUAAUGGGCAACGAUGGGGAAAGAAACAAUAGUAAUAAUAAUAUUGGUAGUAAUUAUAAGAAGAAAAAAUUAGAAAAGAAAUCUUUUGAAGAUAACAAAAAGAAGACCAGAAUUUGUCAUAAGAAAACAAAAUUAUUAACAGCGGAAAAUAUAUUCUGUAUGAAUAUUUUACAUAAUAAUGUUAAUACAUUUGAUGAAGAGGAAGAAGAUGAUGACGAUGAUGAUGAGGAAGAUGAUGAAGAAAAAAAUUUAAAUAAAUGUAGAUGUAAUGGGAAAAGUUGUAUAUAUACAACAGAAGAAAUUAAUUUUAAAUGUGAUUGUGAUGAUUGUCCAUUUUCGAAUGGUUAUAAAAAUUUAAUAACUGUAGAUGAUCCAUAUAUACAAUCACAUUUUGUACAGCCUAAUUUAGAUAUUUUAGGUUCAUGGGGUAGUAAAUGCUUUCUAGAAAGUAUUGGAUUAGAUAUAUAUGUAAAGGGAUAUAGUGUAGCAUUAAAAAAUGAGAAUAUAAAAAUAUGUAUUAAAUUAAGUAAGAAAAUACAAGAAGAAUUAUAUGAGUUAAGCAAAAGUGAAAAGUAUAAAAAUAAUAAUCUUGUAUAUCUAGUUAGAGAUAAAGGUAGUGAAUUAUUAUCUAAUACACCAUUAACAAUAGAAACAGAUGAUAAUGCAGGAAUAGAUAUGUGGACUUUACCUAUAUCAUUAGCUAUUAGUAAAAAAAAUAGAUAUUUAUUUUAUUUAGUAUUAAAGGGAGGAGCCAAAAUUGAUAUAUGGGAUUAUUUAGGGAAGUCUCCUUUAUAUAUUGCCUGCGAACAUGAAUGUAAGGAGUUUGUUGAGGUAUUGUUAGAAGAAAGAAGAAAGCGAAAAAAGCGGAAUAAUAUAAUACAAUAUGCUUAUAAAACAUCCACAAACGCGGAUAAUGAUAAAGAUGAGGCACCAACAAGCAACAACAAUAAUGGUAACAAUAAUAGUAACAAUAAUGGUAACAAUAAUAGUAACAAUAAUGGUAACAAUAAUGGUAACAAUAAUGGCAACAAUAAUGGCAACAAUAAUGGUAACAAUAAUAGUAACAAUAAUGGCAACAAUAAUGGUAACAAUAAUGGUAACAAUAAUAGUAACAAUAAUAGUAACAAUAAUAUGCUACCUGGAUAUAAUAAUGACAAACCAGAAAAUUUAAAAAAAAGUUUUAGUUCUGAAAAAUACAGCAGUAGUAAAGAAGCCUUAGAAGAGGAAUGCCCAUAUGACAGUAAUAAUAAUAAUACAUGUAAUAAAAAUAAUAAUGAUGAAGAUGUGGAGUCUAAUAAUGCAGAUGCUUUAAAAAAAGUAGAUAAUUCAAAUACCAUAUGUAUUAGUCCAUAUGGUAAUACUUGUGAUAGUUAUUAUGUUACAUAUCCAUUUGAUAUAGAAAAUGGAUAUAUACCUAUAAAUAUAGCUGUAAAAAAAAAAAACUUUUCUAUUGUAAAUUCAUUAGUUAAAAAUGGAGAAAAUUUAAAUAUUAUUUGCCCAUUUGUAAGAGAUUAUAAAUCUCCCUUAUAUUUAGCAUGUGAAAAUAAUAUUAGUGAAAUUAUACAACUGUUGUUAGAAAAUAAAGCUAAUCCGAAUUGGUGUUAUCAUAAUAAAUUUACACCAAUCCUACUAGCAUAUAAUUUAAAUAAGGCAUGGGUAAAUCAUUUUAUCGAUGCAGGUGCUGGAGAAAAACCAUGUGAUAGGCAUAUAUUAACUGAAGUAUUAUCAUGUGCUAUAUUUAAAAAUGAUUUAUCAACUGUUCAGUUGUUAUUAAAAAAAUAUCCUCAACUUAUACAAAAAGGACAUAAUUUGUGGUCUUUACCAUUUAUUCAAGCAGCUAAAUUAGAGAGAUUAAAUAUAUUAAAAUAUUUAUAUUCUGUAAAAAAAGAAAUUAUUAAUCAGUUAGAUGCCGAAAAUGUAUUAUCUCCUAUUCAUGUUGCUGCGGAAGAAGGGCAUGUGGAAGUAUUAAAAUUUCUUUUAGAAAACGAAGUAAACAUUAAUCUCACCAAUAAAUAUCAUCAAAAUGCUUUACAUAUAGCUUGUCUAGAGAAUCAGGAAAAAAUCGUACAUUAUUUGUUAAGUCAUAAUAUUGAUAUUAAUUGUAAAGAUAAUAUUAAUGGUGAAUGUCCAUUAAUGAUAUGUAUAAGAACACGAAAUGAAAAUCUAGCUUUAUUAAUUUUGAAUGAAGGAAAAAAUAUUAAUUAUAAUCUUACUAAUAUACAUGGAGAAACAUCUUUAAUAUAUUCUAUUUUUUAUGGUUUAUAUGAUGUUGCAGAUAUAUUAAUGAAAAGAGGAGCUGAUGUAUCUGUACGUGAUAUUAAUGGUGACAAAUCGUAUAACGUUGCUUGUGAAAGAGUAUUAUCACAUAAAACAUGUAAAAAGGUUUUAAAAAAAUUCCUUAAAUUGUAUCGCUCACAAAAUAAAAACUUCCUACCAAAAAAUAGUAAAAUUAAUAAAAAAAAUAAAUUCUACCAAUCGUAUCAAACUUUAAACCAAAGCUUUUUAAGUAUAUUCCGUAUAAAGAAAGAAAAGAAGAAUAAAAUCAUGUCGUAUUCAAUAGAAAAUGAUAGGAUCCACUAA
Messenger RNA from Plasmodium reichenowi, 5322 nucleotides. RefSeq names its product ankyrin-repeat protein, putative. NCBI's taxonomy places the organism in Eukaryota, Apicomplexa, Aconoidasida, Haemosporida, Plasmodiidae. The transcript has a single exon. The record is from RefSeq and is a predicted model, not a curated record. Bases 1 to 5322 code for a protein of 1773 amino acids. Gene Ontology annotation, molecular function: protein binding.